This is a messenger RNA of Melanotaenia boesemani (Boeseman's rainbowfish), 1422 nucleotides long. Its product is annotated as COP9 signalosome complex subunit 3-like. Gene Ontology annotation, cellular component: COP9 signalosome. The transcript has 8 exons. The record is from RefSeq and is a predicted model, not a curated record. Gene Ontology annotation, biological process: ubiquitin-dependent protein catabolic process. Lineage: Eukaryota; Metazoa; Chordata; Actinopteri; Atheriniformes; Melanotaeniidae. The coding region runs from base 102 to 983 and encodes 293 amino acids.
GUGUUUGGAUGUCUCAGUGAAGCUGCAGCUGAAUAACUCAUGUUAUCUUCCUCUGACAGCCAUUGAGGGGUGUCGUCGUCCUAAAACAGGCAAUAGAUAAAAUGCAGAUGAACACAAACCAACUUACCUCAGUUCAUGCAGACCUGUGUCAGCUGUGCUUGUUAGCGAAGUGCUUCAAGCCCGCCCUGCCCUUUUUGGAGCUGGACAUGAUGGACAUCUGCAAGGAGAAUGGAGCCUACGACGCAAAGCACUUUUUAUGUUACUACUACUAUGGUGGCAUGAUUUACACGGGCCUGAAAAACUUUGAAAGAGCACUGUAUUUUUAUGAACAGGCAAUAACCACUCCAGCCAUGGCAGUGAGCCACAUCAUGUUGGAAGCCUAUAAGAAAUACAUCCUGGUGUCCCUCAUUCUCCACGGCAAAGUGCAGCAGCUGCCCAAAUACACCUCACAGAUAGUAGGAAGGUUCAUCAAGCCCCUGAGCAACGCAUAUCACGAGUUAGCUCAGGUUUACACCACCAACAACCCGGCCGAGCUGCGCAGCCUGGUCAGCAAACACAGCGAGACCUUCACACGAGACAACAACACAGGCCUGGUCAAACAGUGCCUCUCGUCCCUCUACAAGAAGAACAUCCAGAGGCUAACAAAGACCUUUCUGACGUUGUCUUUGCAAGAUAUGGCGAGUCGAGUGCAGCUUUCAGGUCCCCAGGAAGCAGAGAAAUACGUCUUACACAUGAUUGAAGAUGGUGAGAUCUAUGCUAGCAUUAACCAAAAGGAUGGUAUGGUCUGCUUCCACGACAACCCAGAAAAAUACAACAACCCAGCAAUGCUCCACAAAAUUGACCAAGAGAUGUUGAAAUGUAUAGAGCUGGAUGAGAAACUAAAGUCUAUGGAUCAGGAAAUCACAGUAGACCCACAAUUUGUGCAGAAGAGUAUGGGAUCGCAGGAGGAUGAUGUUGGUAGCAAAACAUCAAGUUAUUCCUGAGGGGCCUUGGACUGGGAGAAAACACUGCAGCCAACCAACACGUUCUUCCCAGGAUGAGUUGGAUUUUUUUUAAAGAGGAAAACAAACGUUCUGUUGCAUAAGGACAUUGGUCAAGGAAAAUCUAAUUGUGUGGAAUGAUGAUAAAUUUGGUUAUUCUUACUUCACGGUGUCUUAAGGAUAACAAAAGAUCCUUAUAGAAAAAGGAAAAAAAAAAAUUACAGUUUUGUCAGUGUUUUAUUUAUCAAUGUUCAGGUUGGAGCACCACUGCUACAUUGACAGAAACCACCACAAUAAAAACUGGACUUAUUUGUUCCAAACAUAUGUGUGAAUAAUCUCACUGUUUGUUUUGGUUCUACUGCAUGAUGGCCGUAACUGGAGGGCAUUACAAUGUGAGGUGAAACAUCUUUGGUUGACGAGAAAUAAAUCUGAUUAUAUUCUA